AAGAGCGUCUGUCGCUGUCAUUGACGAAAUUUCCUGGUGUGAAGUGAGUCUCGCUGGAUAUCAACAACAGAUUGAAACGAACCCCAAAUGAUGGUGUUCCGUUUGCAUGCGAUUCUAAUCUGCAGUAACGCUGGAAAUAACAUCUGACAGCUCAGGGAAUCGCAUCGGUAGAUCAAUGUGUCCGCUUGGGCAUUUUACGCAGGGUUUCUCAUCGAGCUGGUAGCAGGUGGCGACGACGGAGCGGGGCGAAGCUCGAAUAUUCAUGCCUUCCUGUUAAUGAAACUUAAUUACGAAUUCCGUGCAAGGGUUGCCACCCGCCAUGUUAAGAUAAAGACACAGGUCUCUGUGUUGAACAUGCUAAAGCGAUUGGAUAAGAUAAGGUUCAGAGGACCGAAGCGAGAUGAGUUCCUGGACCUUGCAGAGUCCCCCAACGCAUCUGACAGCGAAUGUAAUGACGACGUCCCAGUAAAACACCGGAGCUCCAUCAAAGAAACAGAAGAGCAGCGAGACCCUGCUGGUUCAGGGACUCCCACCAUGUCUGCUGCUCCCAUCCAAGACUACAAGAUGAGUGAUGCCGACCGACUCAAUGAGGUCAAAGGUCACCUGGAGAUAGCCUUACUGGAAAAGCACUUUCUUCAGGAGGAGUUGAAGAAGCUCAGAGAUGAGACAAAUGUCGAGACUCUGAAGCAGGAGUUGGAGAAAGAGAAAUCGAAAAGAGUCGAUCUUGAGCAGAAAAUGAAUGAAAUUCUCAGAUCCAGACUAGAAGAUUCACCACCACCUCCACCUCCAAAACCACAAGUCACUUCUGUCAAUGGAACAGGGGACAAACAGAAGGAAACCUUAACCUCUCGACUGUGGAAAUGGCUCUAUGAGCGCUUUGGUGUUUAUAUAGAAGAUUUCCGCUUUCAGCCCGAGGAAAAUACAGUCGAGACUGAGGAACCACUAAGUGCUAAAAGAUUAACUGAAAAUAUGAGACGACUCAAACGAGGUGCUAAGCCUGUAACUAACUUCAUGAGGAACCUUUCUGCCUUAUCCAGCUGGCACUCUGUCUACACGUCAGCCAUCGCCUUUAUUAUCUAUAUGAAUGCUGCCUGGCAUGGCUGGGUUAUUCCCAUGUUUCUAUUUUUAGCCAUUCUCCGGUUGUCCUUGAAUUACCUCAUAGCAAAAGGUUGGAGGAUACAGUGGAGCAUUGUGCCUGAGGUCUCCGAACCAGUGGAACCUCCAAAGGAAGAUCUUACAGUCUCAGAGAAGUUUCAGUUAGUGUUGGAUGUUGCACAGAAAGCACAGAAUCUAUUUGGAAAGAUGGCAGACGUAUUGGAAAAGAUUAAAAACCUGUUCAUGUGGGUGCAGCCUGAAAUUACACAGAAACUGUAUGUUGGUUUGUGGGUGGCCUUCAUCGCUUCCUGUUUGCUGCCAUAUAAACUCAUGGGCUUCAUGAUUGGUGUCUAUGCUGGCAUCAAAUUCUUCAUCAUCGACUUCAUCUUCAAAAGCUGCCCCAAACUGAGGGACAAGUAUGACACACCCUACAUUGUAUGGACCAAUUUACCCACAGACCCACAACUGAAAGAGCGUAACAAUGCCACUCUGAGCAGACGGCUGUCUGGGUUUGAAAAGCAGAUCCAGCCGGUGGUUGCACGCGGUAAUCAGUCGGCCGGGAUGUCAUGCGGGAUUGGCCGUGAGGAGGAAAGCGGACGGGCCUACAACACCAAAAGAGGUCCUUUUCAUGAAGUCUUCAACUUGUCAGAGAAUGAGCGCCCCCUGUCAGUGUGCGAGAACGGAUGGCGGUGUUGCUUGAUUAACAGGGACAGAAAAAUGCCAACUGACUACAUCCGCAAUGGUGUCCUCUACGUCACAGAAAAUUACCUGUGUUUCGAGAGCUCCAGCUCCCGGGCGACGUCCUCUAAGAAAAAUAAAGUCAUCAAGCUCCAAGACAUCACAGAUAUUCAGAAGUACAAAGUGUUGUCAGUAUUGCCUGGAUCUGGGAUGGGGAUCUCAAUUACAACGCCAUCCACUUUAAAGCCUCUGGUGUUUGGUGCCAUGAUUCAUCGGGACGAGGCCUUUGAUGCCAUUCACACUCAGUACAUGAAGAUCGUGAAUUCCACAGCAGCUACGACAGUGACAAACCCAGAGACAUAGUCUCACCUGGAUCAACAUAUGACAUAAGGUAGUCCAUAAGGCAGCCCUAACCUUAAUGUAGCACUAUCCGAAACCCCUAUACGGAGACAGUGGCUUCCAGAAGUUGUCCGCCCUAUCUCCAACCCAAAACGAUGGAGAAACUGCAACGAAACUGUUUUUCAUAUUCUCUUUUAGAUUCUACACGAGUAUUAGGAGGAGUAUUUUAUAUAAUGUUCUCUCAAACAGUGUACUAUAAUCUUACACAAGUGUUUAUCAGGAUGGGUCUUGUUUUAUAAGGUUAGGGGUUCGUUGUGCUUCUUACUUGUGUGUCAGAACAGGAGCUGGUACUCCUUUGUGUCUCUUGGAGGGCUUUGUGUGAUCCUUGUGUAGUCAGACCAUAUAACCGUCUCUGAACUUACCGCCAUUUUCACUUAAUUGCAUCACCGCUGGCCUUGCACAAAGAAACACUGCACUUAGUGUUGCUGAGAGCUUUUAGAUGUGAUUUAGGGGGAAAAUGAACAGACUUAACCGUCAACUGAAAUCCAUAUUCGCAAAGCAGCUCGUAACUGCCGGCCACAUUGUUCCUUGGGGCGCGCCAAUUUUCUCUUCAGUAUUUGUGAUACUUGUGUUAACUAGAAACAACCUCAUAUUUUGAAGGAGUCGUGUGCAUAAAAAUAACAAUUUCGCUGUUUACUCUCCCUCAUGUUGUUUUAAACUCGUAAAACACAAAAGGAAAUAUUUAGGCAGAAUGUCCAAGCUGUUCUUUUCCUUACAAUGGAAGUCAAUUGUUUAGGGGAUAGUUUACCCAGAAAUGAAAAUACUUUUACCAUUUACUCACACUCAUGUUGUUCCAAACCAGACUUUUUUCCUUCUGUGGGAUGCAAAAGAAAAUGUGUUUAAAGGGGUCAUCGGAUGUAAAAUUCACUUUACAAGUUGUUUGAACAUAAAUGUGUGUUGGAAGUGUGUACACAUCCAUCCUAUAAUUAUAAAAAUCCACCCUGUGUCUUUUCUUUUUUUUUAAAUCCCUAUUUUAAAAUCCCCUUUCUCAAAUCAGGCUGUUCUGAGAUUCCUGUCAGAAUGACGUAAUUCUGCACAGGCCACUCCCACGAUAGUUGAUUGACAAAACCGUCUUACCUUAGACCCGCCCUGAAUGAGCUGUGAACCAGUGUUGCCAAGUCUGCGGUUUUCCCACGAAAUUGGGCUACUUUAACACUGUUGCCGGGGGUUGUUUUUCAUGUCCGCGGGUUGAACCGACCCCGAUUAUGUGAUAUUUAGCCCCUGGAAUGGGCUAAGAAUUUUAAAAAUUUAACUGGGGAACCCCCCCUUGAAACGAGAUUGGGCUAGUUUUGAGUAGUAAUUGGGUGGGUUUUGUUGCGAAAACCUGGCAACCCUGCUGUGAACUGUCUGCCAUUGAGCCGACUCCGGUGCAGGGGAAGAUGAGAUGUCUGCGAUUGAGGCAUAUUGUUGUUGGAUGUAAUAAUGAAUAUAGCAGUUGUCAGUUACUCCCGACAUCUGAGCCGCUGAAGACGCAGAGGAUUAACAUUACUUUUAUUUUUAAUGUGCCGAUCCCUGAUCUGCCUAAAUGUGUCUAUGUUCGCAUGAAUCAUUCAUGAUCCAGCUUCAUCUACAGAAGAAGUGAGUAUAAGGGUUUUUUUAGUGAAUCUUUGCAAAUCUCCUUUCCUAAUAAUGUGCAAGUUAGCCAGUUUCGCGGUUAAAGUAAACAGUACUGCUCGUCACCCCAUGGAAGAGAGGGGCGGGGCGAGCAUAGCUCAUUAGCAUUUAAAGCAACAUGGACUAAAAAGCGGCUUGAUGAAAACAGAGCUGAUUUUGACAGGGUAAAAAAGUUUUUUUUUUUACACUAACAUUGAGAAAUUUGAACUGAAGUAUGUUAUUGACCUUUCAUUAAGACCCUAAAGAAUCAUAUCAACUUGUGCAAAAUGGGCAUCUGACGACCCCUUUAAGAAUUUUGAACAGUUUUUGUCCAUUCAAUGAAAGUCAAUGGGGUUCAAAUCGUUUGUAUUCUGCAGAGGAAUGUCAUUCUGAAUGUUCAUUUAAGAAACUCGUACUGGUUUGGAAUAACAUCAGAGUGCAUAAAUAAUGACAGAAUUGUCAUUUAAUAAUUUUUUUAACUUAAAGCACAAAAAUAUCACCAGGUUUACCCAUAAAGCUAAUGUGCACCAAUAAAGGACUGUUCAAACUAAACUGGAAUUAGUUGGUUUUGGUAACAUUCUCAUUCCUCAUCAUUGAGCCCUGAGGUUAUUGAAGUAUUUAAUGCCUUUUUGAAUAUGUUGGCACUGGUUUAGAGAAAUGUCUUCGUUUACUAAUAUUGUAACCCAAAAUAAGAUGUAAUUACUUAAGAACCACAGACUAAUUUCUGUAAUGGAUGUAGUAUGGUAUGAUUUUUUUUUUUCUAAAAGUAUGCGUAGGGGAACUCCAAAAUUAACAUGCUACAUAAAAGUUCUACUUCCAAAUACACGGUUUUACUCAUUUAUGCAUAACAUUUUUAUUUUGUAACUUUUGACUAUGCAGCCUUCAAAAGCUCCUUUUGGAAUAAAAAGCAGGGCUUUUCUUUCUUAAGAGAGUAGAGUCGUAUAGUACGUCGUCAUUUUUUGGCUUAUUGGUCCCCAACACUUUUCUUGGUUUUCUAAUUUUUAUGCAUUUCAAAAUGUGCUGUGCUAAAUUGCACUGUUGCUAUUUUUUUAUUUGGUCUAUCCGUUUUUAAGCCUUGUUUCUCACCUGCCUUAUUCUGCCUUAUUUUAUUUUGUUCUUUAGAGCAAUUUGACACUUUAAAAAAAAAUAAUAAUAAUAAUUUUGAGUCAGUAUUGUGUCUGUUGGGGUUAGACUCUGGACUCCUUGGAUGCUGUUUAUGAAAUGGCACUUUUGGGCUUUCUAAAUAUAUAGCCACUUAAAUAGUGGAAGACCGUUUAGUUAGAAUAAAUAUGAUGCUAAUAUUGUCUGUGCAGAAGUAUGUAUUUGUGAAACAUAAAUGGUGCACCUUGGUUUAUCAAUUUCACCUUUUAACAUUGAAUUCUAAAAAACAAAUUCCAUUUAAUUAUUGAAUCCUAAAGUGGAAGAACUGACCACCAAUGAUUGUCAUUUGCCAAAUAAAUGUGUUGUUUUGUUGUUUGCGCUCUGUUUCUGCCCCAGAACAGUUCUGUUUACAGACAUUUGUGUUCCACAAAAGGCUAUUUUGAUCCCUGGACCAAUGGGGGCAUGAAAAUUAGCCUUUUUUGACUGUGGUGAUUGUUGAAGAAGCUAAAAAUUUAUGGAUUUUAAAUGCCUUGUUGAAAGAUUUUAUUCUUCUAUUUUGCAUAACACAUUCUUCAUCCAGCUUUAAGGAUAUUAUUAUUGUUCCCUGGAAGUUGUUGGCUAUAGCAUGGAGGGGUGGUGUUGUAUUAUUUCACUCAGUGUAUUUCCCUAUUCAAGUCGGUUUACGUUUCAGUCAAUUAUCUGUUUAGUUGGAUGUAACGCACGGUUGUCACAAUCGCAUUUGGUACGGCCACCCAACGACUGGGUUUAAUAAACUUUGCAGAGGAACAACCACCCUAAAUUGGAGUCCAAUUACUCCGAGUGAAUCUCAUGUGCUGAAUGUGACUGGAUGUUUGUUUAUCGAACAUUUGUAUUUACACUGGAUGUACAUGUCUGGUAAAAUCUCUUCUGCUUUCCUCUGAAUAGUCUUCAUUCGAGAAGAAAUAAACUCUUGAGUUCUUUGUAACCUUUA
Onychostoma macrolepis is the source of this 5836-nucleotide messenger RNA. RefSeq names its product GRAM domain containing 4b (gene gramd4b). Gene Ontology annotation, biological process: apoptotic process; negative regulation of toll-like receptor 9 signaling pathway. The record is from RefSeq and is a predicted model, not a curated record. The coding region runs from base 277 to 2136 and encodes 619 amino acids. NCBI's taxonomy places the organism in Eukaryota, Metazoa, Chordata, Actinopteri, Cypriniformes, Cyprinidae. The transcript is spliced from 20 exons.